This is a messenger RNA of Hibiscus syriacus, 1784 nucleotides long. Its product is annotated as GTPase Der-like. Gene Ontology annotation, molecular function: GTP binding. NCBI's taxonomy places the organism in Eukaryota, Viridiplantae, Streptophyta, Magnoliopsida, Malvales, Malvaceae. The record is from RefSeq and is a predicted model, not a curated record. The transcript is spliced from 8 exons. Bases 3 to 1730 code for a protein of 575 amino acids.
AUAUGGUGUUUUCAUCUGUUUUCAAGAGUUAUGGAAGUGCUCAUCUGCUUAACAACUUUAGGAAUUCGAUUCAAGCUACUGUGAGAUUUUGCACGUUAACUGUCUCUAAGGAUGGUGUGUCUCAAUCUCAUUCCAAGACUCCUGAAGGGGCUACAGUUGCCAAUAAAAAACCUAUUGAUUUCACCAAAUUAGACAUUAAUCUGCUUCCCACUGUCAUGAUUGUUGGUCUUCCCAAUGUGGGGAAGUCUGCAUUGUUUAACCGCUUGAUAAGGAGGAGAGAGGCUCUUGUGUACAACACACCUGAUGAUCAUGUCACCAGAGACAUAAGGGAAGGGCUUGCUAAAUUGGGGGAUCUGCGGUUUAAAGUAUUGGAUUCUGCUGGCUUGGAAACAGAAGCUUCAUCCGGAUCUAUUCUAAAUAGAACAGCUGCCAUGACCGCAAAUGUGCUUGCUAGAACUCAGUUUGCAAUUUUUCUUAUUGAUGUCAGAACUGGGCUACAUCCAUUGGAUCAGGAGGUUGGAAGGUGGUUAUGCAAGCAUGCACCAGGAAUCAAUCUUAUAGUAGCCAUGAAUAAAUCUGAAUCGCUUCAUAAUGAUACAAACUCUUUUGCUGAAGCUGCUACAGAAGCCCUGAAAUUAGGAUUUGGUGAACCAAUUGCUAUAUCUGCUGAUACAGGGCUGGGAAUGACAACGCUUUAUGAAUCUCUCUGGCCAAUGCUUGAGAGUUAUAUGAACAAAGUUUUAGAUGGCAACAGUAGCCAAGAUGAAAACUUCAACCAGAAUUGUGACUCUUGUAAGGUUGAUGAAGAAUCUAAGGUGCCACUACAAUUAGCUAUUGUUGGCCGACCGAAUUUUGGGAAGUCGACAUUACUGAAUACAUUGUUACAAGAAGAUCGUGUUUUGGUUGGUCCUGAAGCUGGUUUGACUAGAGAUUCAGUGAGAGCACAAUUUCAGUAUCAAGGAAGAACGAUUUAUCUGGUUUAUACUGCUGGUUGGUUGCAAAGAGGAGAUCGGCAUAAAGGUCCCGCUUCAUUGAGUAUCAUGCAAUCGAGAAAAAAUCUGAUGAGAGCUCAUGUAGUUGCUUUGGUUCUUGAUGCUGAAGAGGUUGCAAAAGCUUGGCGUAGCUUGACGCAUGCUGAAGUAGUUGUAGCAAGACAAGCUGUGGAAGAAGGUCGUGGUCUGGUUGUAAUUGUGAACAAGAUGGAUCUUCUAAAGGGGAAAAGAAAUUCCGUGUUAUAUAAAAAAAUCAUGGAAGCUGUUCCUCAAGAAAUUCAGAUGGUUAUACCCGAGAUAACUGGGAUACCAGUUGUGUUCAUCUCAGCAAUAGACGGAAAAGGGCGUGCUGCUGUCAUGUCUCAAGUCAUCGAUACGUACGAGAAGUGGUGUUUAAGGUUGUCCACUGCACGUCUUAACCAUUGGUUGCGCAAGGUUACGAGCCGGCAUUCUUGGAAAGACCACGGUGCUCAAACCAAGAUCAAGUACUUCACUCAAGUGAAAGCCAGGCCUCCAACUUUCGUCACCUUCGUGAAUGGGAACACCAAGCUUUCCGAUACAUAUGUAAGGUUUCUAACCAAAUCUUUGAAGGAGGAUUUUGACAUGGGCGGAAUUCCAAUCCGGAUCAUGCAGCGUUCUGUUCCGAGAAUGUCCGGAGGGAAUAACAGUAAGAGCAGCCAAUCUGCCGGUAAAACGGUUGAACGCACACCAUCGGACAAAAGAAGCGUCCUUGUUUAGGCAUGGCGCUGGCAGUUAAUUUCUUUGUAGGAGGAAAACAGGCAGGAUGAAAUU